Messenger RNA from Quercus lobata, 2100 nucleotides. RefSeq names its product protein NRT1/ PTR FAMILY 1.1-like. Gene Ontology annotation, biological process: transmembrane transport. The transcript is spliced from 4 exons. The record is from RefSeq and is a predicted model, not a curated record. NCBI's taxonomy places the organism in Eukaryota, Viridiplantae, Streptophyta, Magnoliopsida, Fagales, Fagaceae. Bases 32 to 1828 code for a protein of 598 amino acids. Gene Ontology annotation, molecular function: transmembrane transporter activity. Gene Ontology annotation, cellular component: membrane.
AGAGAGCAUCACAACUCUUAAUUUCUUGAGGAUGGAUCAGCUAGUUGCAGAGGAGAGUAUGGAAACUCCUUCAAACCAAAAUUCAACAGAGCAGUCAUCAAGACCCAGCAGAAAGGGUGGCUUUAGAACUAUGCCCUUCAUCAUAGUGAAUGAAUCAUUUGAGAAAGUAGUCAGCUACGGACUGAUGGCUAACAUGAUCUUCUAUUUGAUGAACGGAUAUAACAUUGACAUUGCAACUGGAACAAGCAUAUUGCUAUUGUGGUCAGCCAUAUCCAAUGCCCUAGCUAUUGUGGGCGCUUUCCUCGCUGAUUCUUACUUGGGCCGGUUCUUGGUCAUCGCCUUGGGAUCCUUCUCUAGCCUUCUGGGCAUGACACUACUAUGGCUAACAGCCAUGAUUCCAAAGUUAAAGCCUCCUCUUUGUGCCGCCCAAUUUAGCAGCAAUUGCGACUCAGCCAGUCCUGGCCAACUCAUUGUCUUGCUAUCCUCUUUCGGGCUCAUGUCCAUUGGGGCUGGCUGCAUCAGACCAUGUUCCAUAGCCUUUGGUGCAGACCAGUUGGACAAUAAGAAAGACAACCCCAAAUAUGAGAGACUUUUACAGAGCUACUUCAAUUGGUACUAUGCAUCAGUAGGGAUUUCAUCAGUUCUUGCAUUGAGUAUCAUUGUCUAUAUUCAAGACCAAUUGGGAUGGAAAGUUGGUUUUGGAGUUCCUUUAAUUAUAAUGGUGGUUUCAGCCCUAAUGUUCUUGUUUGGCUCUUCUCUUUAUGUAAAAGUGAAGGCUGAAAAAAGUUUGUUUAUUGGUUUUAUUCAAGUACUAGUGGCUGCCUUCAGGAAAAGAAAUCUUCCACUCUCGGCCAAGAAUGUAGAGUACCAUUAUGGGAAAGACUCAAACAUCAUUGUUCCAACUGAUAAACUAAGGUGUCUCAACAGAGCUUGCAUUAUCAGAGAUCCUCAGAAAGACUUAAACCCAGAUGGCUCAUCUAUUAAUCCAUGGAACCUCUGCACAAUAGAUCAAGUAGAAUCACUCAAAGCACUGAUGAGAGUCAUCCCCAUGUGGUCUACUGGUUUCGUGAUACAAGUUACUUUGAAUCAAUACACAUUUACAAUCCAAGCUAACAUGAUGGACCGACACCUUAGUCCCAAGUUUCAAAUUCCAGCAGGAUCAUUCUCUGUGUUCAUAGUUAUCACAUUAACUAUCUGGGUUGCCAUAUAUGAUCGUGCAAUUGUUCCAUUACUAACAAAACUUACCGGAAAACCAUGCGGGCUUGGAACAAAAAUGCGCAUGGGAACUGGGUUAGUACUAUCUGCCUUGGCCAUGGCUGUGUCUGCGAUAGUUGAGAACAUAAGGAGGAAAAUUGCCAUUGAUCAAGGCCUUGCUGAUCAGCCAGGGACGGUGAUGGACAUGUCUGCAAUGUGGCUAAUUCCACAAUAUUGCUUGAUUGGGUUGGCUGAGGCUUUCAAUGCAAUUGGCCAGAUUGAAUUCUAUUUCUCUCAGUUUCCAAGGAACAUGUCAAGUAUUGCAGUAGCUCUUUUCACACUGGGAAUGGCUGUGGGUAGCUUGGUGGCUAGUUUUCUGGUGAAGAUUGUUGAUAAAGCUACAAAGAAAGGAGGGAAUGAGAGUUGGAUUCCUAACAAUCUGAAUAAGGGUCACUUGGAUUAUUUCUAUUGGCUCAUCACCAUAAUGUGUGUAGUUAAUUUUGUAUAUUUUCUUGGUUGUUGUUGGGCUUAUGGACCUAGUGAGGAUGCAAGGGAUAAAAUGAAGGACAAUAGGCUAAAACAAAUGGAAAGUAAAGAAGAUGUAGGCAAAUCAAGAACACCACCCUCGGCUUGAUGUGUAGGUAUAGUUCUUGAUGUUGAUGAACCCAAUUUACAUUGAUGUAUUUCAGUAUUUGUGUUCACUUCAUCGGGCAGUGCUUGAGCUUUUUCAAGUUUCAAGUUUCAAGUGCCUAGUUUUGAGAGGUCAUCGCUUAAUAUUUUAGCAUGGUAGUAUAGCAUAGUCAUCGAAGAGUGGACAAGGUGGAUGAAAUCAUAUUGUUUGUAAUUAAAAAAAGGAAAACCAUCUUUUCUUAUCUUAGAAUAAGAUGCAACUAGUCGAUGUAUAGU